Aptenodytes forsteri (emperor penguin) is the source of this 1638-nucleotide messenger RNA. It is a transcript of the gene NRAS, whose product is annotated as neuroblastoma RAS viral oncogene homolog. The record is from RefSeq and is a predicted model, not a curated record. The transcript has 6 exons. Lineage: Eukaryota; Metazoa; Chordata; Aves; Sphenisciformes; Spheniscidae. Gene Ontology annotation, molecular function: GDP binding; GTP binding; GTPase activity. Bases 1 to 561 code for a protein of 186 amino acids. Gene Ontology annotation, biological process: Ras protein signal transduction. Gene Ontology annotation, cellular component: plasma membrane.
AUGAGGCUGGUGGUGGUGGGAGCCGGCGGCGUCGGCAAGAGCGCGCUGACCAUCCAGCUCAUCCAGAACCACUUCGUGGACGAGUACGACCCCACCAUUGAGGAUUCAUAUAGAAAGCAGGUUGUUAUUGAUGGAGAGACGUGCUUGUUAGACAUCCUGGACACUGCGGGACAGGAAGAGUAUAGUGCCAUGCGUGAUCAGUACAUGAGAACUGGGGAAGGAUUCCUCUGUGUUUUUGCCAUUAACAACAGUAAAUCGUUUGCUGAUAUUAACCUUUACAGAGAACAGAUCAAGAGAGUGAAAGAUUCAGAUGAUGUGCCAAUGGUGCUAGUUGGGAAUAAGUGUGAUUUGCCCACAAGAACAGUAGACACAAAACAGGCUCAAGAAUUAGCAAAAAGCUAUGGAAUCCCCUUCAUAGAGACAUCUGCUAAAACAAGACAGGGUGUGGAAGAUGCUUUUUACACACUGGUGAGAGAGAUCCGGCAGUACCGGAUGAAAAAGCUCAACAGCAACGAAGAUGGGAAUCAAGGCUGUAUGGGAUUGUCUUGCAUUGUGAUGUGAUAAGAUGCCAAGAAUACGUGGUUCAGAUGUAGCUGCUGGACGAGUCUCGAUGCUACUGUGUUGCGUCUCAUGCUGAUGCCCUGCAGUAUUUUGGUGCCAGUGACCAGAAUCUUGGUACCGGUUAAUUAGCACAAAGUCCUUUUCUGUGCUCCAUCUGAAGAGAAUAUCGAUGGCGUCUACCUCCUUGCUCAGCUAAUGGAGCAGUCGCAUCUCUUGAUGUACUGGGAUUCUUUUCUGGGUUUGUUCAAGAAGAAAACCAGUCACAAGAAAAGUGAACUAUAGAGACUAAAUGCUGUGAAAAAGAUGACACUUUACCUCUAGAGUAAAAGCUAGAAGUGAUGUUUGUCCCCUUUCUAUUGGAUUCUGAUUUGCAGUCUGUCAGAGGCGUGGCACUAAUCAUUGCUUGGCAGGUAAUGACAGAAAUGGUUUUGCCACAAUGAAUGCUCCUGUCACGUAUCAGAUUGGUAUCUGCUCUCUGUGCACCCCUACAGCAUAUUUGCAACAUCUCCUUUGUGCCAGGAGUACCACUUAACUGAUCUUCAUUUUCUGUAAUAAAAAGGAGAUGUCUUUCCUAACUUAAGUGCCUGUUUGCUAAGAAGAUUUGAAGUUGUCCCCUGUUCCCUUGGGUUGAGGAAAACCCCAAGGACUGGAAUUUCUUGGAAGCUCAUUGUCUUAAGCAGGCAAGUCUUGUGUGGGUGAUCUCUUUGCCUGACAGGAUACUAAAACAGGAAUUUGUAGGCUGGAAGAUCCAGCAGGCACUUGUAAGACUCGAACUAGGGAGGGUGACAUACUGCAUCUGUUUUUUACUUUCUUUGUAGGUGGAACUGUCUUUAUUCUAUAUUGUUUUUCUGCAGCAUUCAGAUCUCUUCCAAGUUGGACCAAAUUAGUCAGCUGUUCAGUUUUAACAUUAACUGCCAACAUUUAUGGGCAGCUUCUCAAUAGUUAAUCUAGUAACUGGAGGUUAGUUAGUUUGGACAGCUGUUAUUCAGCUCUGUCUGUAACUUGCAAAUUAUGUUAUUCUGAAUUAUUUUCUUACCAGCAGACUGUAAACAUAGUCUUUUCAAAAUGUCUCUCUGU